This is a messenger RNA of Anoplopoma fimbria (sablefish), 1956 nucleotides long. It is a transcript of the gene natd1, whose product is annotated as protein NATD1. The record is from RefSeq and is a predicted model, not a curated record. The transcript has 3 exons. The coding region runs from base 43 to 378 and encodes 111 amino acids. Lineage: Eukaryota; Metazoa; Chordata; Actinopteri; Perciformes; Anoplopomatidae.
UGCAGAGUAGCACGUCUCACCGUCGUUCAGGAGCAGGACACGAUGGCGCAGGCGGGCCAGGCCAAUGUCUUCGACGCAAACAACUCUCAGAUACACGUGGAGCACGACAAGAAGCGUCGGCAGUUUGUUAUCAGGCUAAACGGGUCUCAUGAUCGAGCAGUUCUUCUGUACGAAUAUGUCGGGAAGAAGACGGUGGACCUGCAACACACUGAAGUUCCAGAUGCUUACAGAGGUAGAGGAAUUGCAAAGCACCUUGCCAAGGCAGCCAUGGAUUUUGUGGUUGAAGAGGAUCUGAAAGCUCACUUGACCUGCUGGUACAUUCAGAAAUACGUCAAAGAGAAUCCUCAGCCUCAGUACUUUGAACAUAUUUAUCAAUGACGAUACAUGGCUUCGACAGAGUGGAGAAGGAGAAAGAGACUCCCAGGGAAUAAAUACUGUGUGGCAUCACGCUUUGGAGUUACAGGCUGACAUACAACAAAGGACCCUCCAGGCUUUGUUAAACAUGACAUUGAGUGACUCCAGAGACGACUGAUCUCGUGGCACAGACGUCUGUGAGCUGAACGUUGGGUCAAUGGGUCGGUAACACGGGGUUACACCAGAAACAGGAAGUGAAUCAGCUGGUCAUUACUCGUAACGACAUGAGCAAAUCAACUAACCCAAGCUAAAGCCUGUUACCUCAGGCUGAAACAUUCAGGAUGCAUACUCAAAGGUCAGGCCUCUGAUGAGAACAGAUGCGAGUCAAAUCUUAUGUUGCAAAUUUCCUGUCCUCCUUUCGGACCCGUUGGAUGUGAGCAGUGCUACUAGAUGACCGACCCAGGUGUCUUUCUCCAGGAUGGUGAUGGCGAUGGUGGCGUUUCUGAUUACUUUUAUAUUUCGACCCCCUUCUGAUAUUCUUUGGCUUUAUUAUUGUUCUAUUUGCUUUCUCCUCCUUUCCUAGAAAUAGUUUUCUUGAGGCUGAAAUGCUAAUAACUCAAAAGAGUUUUUUUCUAGGUAAUUGUGGAAUAUAGGUAUAGGCAUUAUUUUGGUGGGUACUGGGUCAUUUAAGAGAUAAAAUAUCUCAAUUUGGUGCCAUUGUUACUAUAUCCACUCCUACUCAAGUUACAUAAAUGUACUGGUCAUUUUUGGAGUCAUCAAUUAAUCAGUAAAAGAUGCAGGGAUUUGUAAACCAAAGAAUACAAACUGAGGAUGUCAAACUUUGAAGACAAAGCUCAUCAUUUUCUCCAUUGCACAUGUUAAAAAUAACAGACGCACUUGAUAAAUUGGGUCUGAAGUUCGUCACUGUCUGUUACAACACUUAAGUGUGGAUAUCGAUAAAUAUAUCUCUGCUCAAACCAGCAUUUCAAAAACAGCACUGUUAUAUUCAGGGCAUUCACAUUGUAGGGUGUCUAUUGUCUUUUGUUCUGUCUCACAGUAAAAUGACACUGGAUGGCCGAUGCUUGUUUUUUCUUGUCAUUAGAUCUGUUUUUUUGUUAUUUUUCUCGUACCCACAUUGCUGCUUUUACCAGCUGAUGUAAAAAUGAUAAAGGUCAUCAUGGAAGAAAAGUUUUACUGAAAAAACAAAACCCAGCGGUCUCCCUUUUACGGCUCUUCAGGAGCUUUUGCUGUUGACAAUCUUAAGUGUUGAGGAGAAAAAUACCUCAGGUUUCUCAACACUGACAAGACACACAACAUUCAAAGCAGACUCUCUUUAUCCGCUUUAAUCACUUGGAGUUAAUUGCAGGAAACCACUUUUCCUUGGUAAAACGUUCCUUUAGGUGACACAAACCUAUUUAUAGACCAAGAUAUCCAAUGUAUUAUUUCAUUUUUGUGUUUAUGUUUAUAUUUGUGUAAACAAAUGUCUUGACAGUUUUGAGCAGGUGGCUCUACCAAAAUGUACCAAUUUUGUUAUACUGUUUUGUGCUUUUGACUUUAUUCCAUUCUUGUUGUCUAUGAAUAAAUAAAACAAUACUCAUCACA